This is a messenger RNA of Danaus plexippus (monarch butterfly), 3716 nucleotides long. It is a transcript of the gene egl, whose product is annotated as egalitarian protein homolog. The record is from RefSeq and is a predicted model, not a curated record. Gene Ontology annotation, molecular function: nucleic acid binding; 3'-5' exonuclease activity. The transcript is spliced from 2 exons. Lineage: Eukaryota; Metazoa; Arthropoda; Insecta; Lepidoptera; Nymphalidae. The coding region runs from base 100 to 2652 and encodes 850 amino acids. Gene Ontology annotation, biological process: nucleobase-containing compound metabolic process.
GCUCGCAUCAGAAUUGAAGAAUUUCAUGGUGUUGUGGGUGACACAUAUACGUAGAAAAAUUUUAGCGUAAGAUACCGCAUUGGCACCAACUGUUAGGAAAUGGAAUCAAUGGAAUAUGAGCUCGCUAGGAACCUCACUCUGUUGUUUUUCGUGGAGCGCCUGCUCGAUAAAGGCGAGCCGAGAACGUUGCACGAUCUUUCCUGUCAGUUUGGUGCCAAGGGUUUCACUAAGGAGAUGCGUCAGAUCGCUGGCGGGUCCCAGUCGGGUUUAAAGAAGUUUCUGGGCCAAUAUCCCGCGUUGUUCAACAUAGACGGGGACUAUGUCGAUAUCAACACGUUCCAGCGGCACCCGAGCGGCGCUGGCUCCUCCUCAAACAACGACUACAUCGAAGAGGCGAAGGAAUAUUUUGCCAGUAAAAUGAUACAAUACGGCGAUGGAACCGAAGUACCUAUCAAAAGCCUCCUGGGCCACAGAAGCCAAGCUUCACCACAAGUGCGUCACAUUUCUGGGCAGCGCAUCAAAGAGUUCAAGGACUUUCUCAUGAAGCACCCGGACACUUUCCAGAUAAUUGAAGAUAAUGUUGUUCUAGUCAGUGAGAAUCAUAGACGUGACCAUUCACAUGCUAACUCAGAACAGUUUCACAAUCUCCCCGUUCCGAACAUCAAUACGGACACGGCUCAGCAGCUCCUAGACUACGUCGCUCAGUGUAUUGAAGCCAAAGGUCCAGUGAUGGUAGAUCAACUAUUCCACUUAAUUGUGUCCCGUUUCCCACAAGAAUACUGGUAUCAGAUGUUCAAAACACCAGCAGAUUUAAGUGCAUUUUUAAAGAUAUUCUCUGAUAGCUUUCAUGUUCAAGCAAACCUCGUGACACUCAUUAGUAAACCAAAAAUACCUGUAAUGUAUCUAAAUGCAAAAGCUAAAGGUAAGACUGAUCCACCAAAGCCAGUUGUGGAGGAGGCACCCGUCUCUCCAGUUCCUCCACUCGCUGUUAGUCCGACCCCCUCUGACGGCAUGAAAAGUCCAGCGAACAGAAUACUCAGUCCUGUCGAAUCUCCUAGAAGCCAACAAGCCAAUAUAGCAAAUCAGACCCUAAAGCAGAGGAUUAACUCAAUUGUUAUAAAAAACUUAGCAGAAAACAUGGUUAGGGACAGAGUCAACAAUCAUCUUAACCGUGCGGCCGAGGAAACAAACGGAAUGGCUAGUUUGAAGAACAAUAUGAUGGGUGAAGCUUGGAGACAGAAAGUACUGCAAAGUGCAACUGUCAUUGCUAAUGCAAGAGAAUGUGCAACAUUAGUAGACAGCAUCAUUGGUGCUAAACGCUCCACAAAGAGCAUCAUAUCCUUUGAUUGUGAAGGCAUUAAUUUGGGACUAAAGGGUGUAUUGACCCUAUGUCAGAUAGCUACAAUGAAUGGUGAGGUAUAUUUACUUGACAUAUUGGCAUGUCCGGCUAUGGUUGUUGAAGGAAAAAUUAAGGAGUUACUAGAAAGUGAGUGCGUUGUUAAAAUUAUUCAUGACUGUCGCAAUGACUCAGUCAAUUUAUAUAAUCAGUUUGAAAUCACUUUGAAGAAUGUGUUUGACACUCAGGCCGCCCAUGCCGUUCUGCAAUUACAGCAACAAGGUGUUCCUGUUUAUAAAGUUAAAAAUCUUAGCCUGAACGCUCUGUGUGAAUUAUAUAAUGCACCGAUGAAUCCAAUGAAGGAACAGUUAAAGAAUGUCUAUCGCAGGGAUCAGAGAUAUUGGGCUAGGCGACCUCUUACAAAAGACAUGAUAAUUUAUGCAGCCUCUGAUGUAUUAUCGCUUGUCAAUCCAGCCAUUUAUGCCUAUAUGUCUGCGAAUAUUAACCUGGAAAAUCAACAGCUGUUCGAGGAAUUAUCAAAUGAACAAGUAUUCAUGCACAUACAACCAACGGAAGUGAAGUUACGCAAGAGACAGAGAAAAAUAAACACAGAAGUUGGAGAAUUGAAGCUUAAACUGGCCGAAUCUACUAAGAAUAUUGUUUUAAGCAAUAGGGAAAUAAGAUUACUGAGGUAUUUGGAACUUACUGAAGAGGAGAAAGAAAAGCUGAAAGGUUGUCACAAAAUAUCCAAGAAAUUGGAAAAGCUGGAGGCUAUGGGCCAGGACAAGGACAGCGAUUCUGAAGACGACGAGAAGGAAAACGAAAUGGCCAGUCUGGAGUCGAACCCUUCAGACUCUAUAUCCUCCCCACACUCAACCCAACCACCCAGUCUAACAGAAUCCAUGCAAAUGAUGGAUGAAAUAUUAUCAGAUACGAAUAUGGAUAAGGUUGAAAAAAUUAAUCGCCUUGAGGCUAUACUCUCAGCCGUGGCCCCAUUGAGUGGCGAGCUCGAAGAUAAGUUCUCAAGGACCAUGGAGCAGACAUUACCACUGCUCAAGAACAAGGAUUGGUCAAAUCUAAGCCAAAUCUUGAACAUCGGUGACACUGACAGGAAGAACUGUUGUUGUAAAUGCCAUAACACAAAUUUCGACGAUGUCAAGUGCAAUGAUCUCAACGAAACUAAGAAGGCGGAGAUAGCUUCGCAGACUUUGAGCACGGGGGACAUCGUUAUAACGAGAAUCCACUUCAGGGAAGAGGACAAACUCAACGAGAGGACAAUUGACGCCUCGCCUUUCAGUAAGAGGGGAUUUCCAUGAAUCCAAUUCACGAUAAUCAGAGUGAAUAUGGAAUGAUGAGCAGUUAAAUACAAAUAUCAAAUAGCAUAUGCGAGCUUCAAUAUUCAAAUGUUCAUCGAGCAUAGCAAAGUAUUACUUGGCUGUUCUGGGCCGCUUGCAGUCAAGCAGAUAGAAAAUAAUAUGUAAUGAAAUAAAUUUACAUAUUUCAUCUAACAACAGUUUGUUAAGAUUUGUUAAAAACUAUUUCAUAUAUAAUAUGGGAAGUAAAGAUGUCUAUUGCCUAUUGCUUGUUAACAGACUGUGUUAUAAUAUUAAUAAAACAAUUUCAAAUCAAACAUCUAUAAGUUUUAUAAACUGUAUUUGAAGUUCAUCCAGUACAUUUAUUAUAAUCUAUUAAAGUAUAAAUUAAAUUAAUUUGGUGAGAAAAUCAGGACAACUAUCUUAACACCUUAAGUCAGAUUUGUUCUGCAAUCUAAUGUCCUCAUCUUUGAUUGUACUUACAAGGUUUUUAUACUGAAAUGAAUUCUAUAAACUUUACUUUGCAACAAAAAUUAUUUUUCCUAAAGGCUCUAAAGAAUGAGUUUCAUUACUGUAAAACACAGCUAUGCCAAGUAUAAGCAAAUGAGCAUAAUAGAUAUAUGAUGAUUCCUAAGAUAAUAAAUAAAGAAAUGAAGGGUUCUGAAGUUAGUUAAGUUUUCUACCUACAUGUUAAAUUCAAACACGUUAGUAAAAUUCGCUAAUUUGAAAUUAUAUAAAUUGUUCGAUAAGGCAAUUUUACAGGUUUUAAAGUUUCUCAAAAAACACGCGACAAGCCCUGUUUUAAGUAAUAGCAAAAAACAAAAUAGGACUGAAGGAGGAUUUUAAAAUUAUUACUCUUAUAGUCCAAUUAAAUACUAGGCUAAAUUACACUUUAUAUACAAAUAUUGGAUCUCUGUUUUUCAUUGUGUGUAUAAAAACAAUUGAGUUCAAAACAAAUAAUAAUUUCUCUUUGACGUCCAUGUGGCAAUUAAAUGUCAACAUGGCAUUUAUAACUUGAAUAAGUACCGACAUGAUGUAUAAAAAAUAAAAAUCUAUAGACAAGGCAA